Schistosoma spindalis is the source of this 546-nucleotide messenger RNA. Lineage: Eukaryota; Metazoa; Platyhelminthes; Trematoda; Strigeidida; Schistosomatidae. The record is from the annotation of a GenBank genome assembly.
AUGACUAGGUCAGUUUCUCCAAAAGUUAGGGCUCUUGUCGAUCGUAUCAUUAGAGUUGAUCAUGCAGGAGAGUUAGGUGCCAACAGAAUUUAUCAAGGACAGCUUAUGGUACUUGGGAAAUCAAGUAUAGGUCAUAAAAUAAAGGAAAUGCAUGAUCAAGAAGCGGAACAUUUGAAAAAAUUCCAGGAGCUUAUUCCUAUUCAUAGAGUCAGACCUACAUUACUUUUGCCUUUGUGGAGCAUUGCUGGGUUUACACUUGGUGUGGGAAGUGCGCUUUUAGGUUCAAAAUGUGCUAUGGCCUGUACCGUCGCUGUCGAGUCAGUGAUAUCUGAACACUACAAUAAUCAAAUUCGUGAACUUGUUGAAAGUGAUCCUGAAACUUAUCAGGAAUUGCUGCAGACAUUAGCCCAGUUUCGGGAUGAAGAAAUGGAGCAUCAUGAUACAGGCCUUGAACAUGAUGCUGAACAGGUUCCGUUCUACAAUAUCAUGUCUCAAAUAAUAAAAGCGGGUUGUCGAGCAAGUAUUUUUUUGGCUGAACGUAUUUGA